Molecule: messenger RNA, 1485 nt
Organism: Pyrus x bretschneideri (Chinese white pear)
Lineage: Eukaryota; Viridiplantae; Streptophyta; Magnoliopsida; Rosales; Rosaceae
Product: ubiquitin recognition factor in ER-associated degradation protein 1
Exons: 10
Coding region: 201-1169 (322 amino acids)
Cellular component (GO): VCP-NPL4-UFD1 AAA ATPase complex
Molecular function (GO): polyubiquitin modification-dependent protein binding
Source: RefSeq, a predicted model, not a curated record
GUAUUUUACGAGCCAGCCACUACCCAAUAGGAGACGUUUAAGUUUCCGUCCGAAUAAAAGACUCUUUAACCAAAAACUCGGAUCACUCCCUGCUCAGACCCAGCUAGCAACAAAGAAACCCAGCACCAUCAUCAUCCAGUACAAUCUUAAAGGAAAUCAGUAAUUUUUGGUUGUUGGAAAGCUUGUUGGACCCAGUGAAUAUGGCUUAUGAAGACUAUCGCGCUUCAGCCUUUGAGCAGAGUUAUCGUUGUUACCCUGUCUCGUUUAUUGAGAAGCCACAUCUGGAGAAGGGUGAUAAAAUUAUAAUGCCUCCCUCAGCUCUUGAUCGCCUCGCAUCUUUACAGAUCGACUACCCUAUGUUGUUUGAACUUAACAAUCCUACUGUUGGACGAGUUACUCAUUGUGGGGUUUUGGAAUUUGUUGCUGAUGAGGGCCUAAUAUAUUUACCAUACUGGAUGAUGCAGAACAUGCUUCUUCAAGAGGGGGACAUAUGUCAAGUGACAAACAAAAGUCUUGUAAAGGGAACAUGGGUGAAGUUGCAGCCCCACACCAAGGACUUUCUUGAUAUCUCAAACCCCAAAGCCAUUUUGGAAACUACAUUGAGGAGCUAUUCAUGUUUAACUACUGGUGAUACUAUUAUGGUUCCUUAUAACAAUAAGCAGUAUUACAUUAACAUAGUUGAAACAAAACCUUCCGCUGCAAUCAGUAUCAUUGAGACGGACUGUGAGGUUGAUUUCGCCCCUCCUCUUGAUUAUGUGGAACCCAAAAAACCAGUACCACCUACUUUGUCAAAGAAGAGACCACAAGAAGCUGAAGAAGAACAACCUGAAAAGAUACCAAAAUUCAAUCCAUUUACUGGUUCUGCAAGACGAUUGGAUGGAAAACCCAUGACAGAAUCAGUUGCACCAGUGUCCGCUCCCAUUCUGAAGCAGCACCAACAUGACAGUGAAAAUGGAACCAAGGAUUCUAAGUCAUCAACUUUUGCCACACGUAAAUCUGGAAAGCUUGUGUUUGGUUCAAAUGGCAACCAACCCACAAAAGAAACCCCAAAAGUUGCCCCAAAGAAUGGCAAGCCAGAGCCGUCUCAGAAGGCAGAAGAUGCACCUCAGAAGGCAGAAGAGCCGAAGUUCCAAGCAUUCACGGGGAAGAAGUAUUCAUUGAAAGGGUGAGGUUAAAGGCAUAUCUUCAUCGAAAACUAGGAAAAGAGAGAAGGCAUUUCUUCCAUCAAUUAGUUUUUGAGAGAUGAACAGUCAAGUUAUUUUGGCAAUGGAAGGUCCAACCCCAGAAUGUGCCCUGCACUUGAAUGAUGCUUUAUGAACCGAACCGAAGGUUGGUAUGACUUGGAAACUUCCUUGUCUUAUGUAAAUAGGCACAUGAACCGAAGGUUGGUAUGAAUUGGCAACUUCCUUGUCGUACAGACCAUAUGGAACUAUGUUCAUAUAUUUAUAACUCGAUAUAUUUCUUGAAUUUUGUUGAUUGUUUUUA